AUGACUUUAGCAAAGCAUUGGAAAUACAAUAAAGAAGAAGAUUUAGUUGUUACUCAAUUAAAAGGUUUAGCUAAUUCAAAUCCAUAUAUUAAAUUAAUCCCUAGUGAAAAAGUAAUAUUUAAUCCGCAUUCAGAUACUUCUGAAAAGAUUACAAUUAUAAGCGGUGGUGGUGCUGGUCAUGAACCAUUACAUGCUGGUUAUGUUGGUGAAAAUUUAUUAGAUGCUGCUGUUAGUGGUUCAAUUUUUGCAUCACCUUCAACUAAACAAAUUAUGGCUGCAAUUAAAACAAAAAGUAAUAAAGAGAAGGGUACAGUUAUAGUUGUUAAAAAUUAUACUGGUGAUGUUUUACAUUUUGGUUUAGUUGCUGAAAGAGCUAAAAAUGAAGGCUACAAAGUUGAAUUAGUUGCAGUUAGUGAUGAUGUUGCAAUUGGUAAAGAACAAAAUAAAAUGGUUGGUCGUAGAGGUAUUGCUGGUACUGCUUUAAUUCAUAAAAUAUUAGGUGCAGCAACAGCAACUUCUAGAAAUUCAGAUUUGAAAGAAAUUGCUGAUUUGGGUCAUAAAAUAAAUUCAAAUUUAGUUACUUUAGCUGCUAGUUUAGAUCGUACUUCAGUUCCAGGUAAAGCAGAACAAGAAGUUGAAUUUACAAAUGAUAAUGAAGCUGAAUUGGGUUUAGGUAUUCAUAAUGAACCAGGUACAAAAUUAAGUCCACUACCAAAUAUUGAUGAAUUAGUUAAGAAAAUGUUGCAUAGAUUAACAUCACCAGAAGAUAAAGAACAUCAUUAUUUAGAUUUUGAUUUGAAAAAUGAUGAUUAUGUGUUAUUAAUUAAUAAUAUUGGUGGCACUUCAUCAUUUGAAUUAUAUACUGUCACUCAACACGUUAUUGAAAAUUUACCAUUUGAAAAAAAACCAAAGAGAAUAUUAGUUAGUGAUUUUGUUACUUCAUUUAACUCACCUGGAUUUUCAAUUACAUUUUUAAAAUUAAGUGAUGAUUUUGGUAAAUAUAAAUCUGAAGAUAUUUUGAAAUUUAUUGAUACUCCAACUAAUGCACCAGGUUGGAAACCUAAAACAUAUGAAAAAUGGGAGUAUAAUGACUACGUAGAUUCUCCAAUGAAGAACCAAUCGGUCGUAAAAUCAGACUUGAACAUAGAUGGUGAUAAAUUUGAAAAAAAUUUGAAAUCAGGUUUGGAUAAAUUGUUGAAAGAAGAACCAAAAAUUACACAUUAUGACACAAUAGUUGGUGAUGGUGAUUGUGGUGAAACAUUGGCUGCGGGUGCAAAUGCUAUAUUAAAAUACUUGAAGGAUAAUGAAGAAUUUAAAGAGAAUUUAUCAGAUCCAGUAGCUACUGUUUCUUUUAUAACUGAAUUAGUCGAAGAUAGUAUGGGAGGUACAUCUGGUGGUUUAUAUGCAAUUUAUUUAACUGCCUUAGCCCAAAAUUUGAAAAAUUCAAAGGAAAUAGAUAAUAAAUCAGUUAGUGAAGCUUUAUAUAGUGCUUUAUAUGGGGGAUUGUUCAAAUAUACUAAAGCAAGAGUCGGUGGUAGAACCUUAGUUGAUACUUUGCAACCAUUUGUUGAUGAGUUUAAGAAAUCAAAUAAUUUACAAAAAGCAGUUAAAGCUGCAAAAGAUGGCUGUGAAUCGACUAAAAAAUUACAUGCUUCAUUUGGUAGAGCAAGUUAUGUCGAUGAAAGUGAAUUCGAAGCAGAAGGUGGAAUACCAGAUCCAGGUGCAGUUGGUUUAUUAGCUAUUAUUGAAGGUUUUACGGAAAAUAUAUAA
Molecule: messenger RNA, 1770 nt
Organism: Insectozyma verbasci
Lineage: Eukaryota; Fungi; Ascomycota; Pichiomycetes; Serinales; Debaryomycetaceae
Source: the annotation of a GenBank genome assembly